This is a messenger RNA of Gymnodraco acuticeps, 1133 nucleotides long. RefSeq names its product radial spoke head 3 (gene rsph3). The record is from RefSeq and is a predicted model, not a curated record. Gene Ontology annotation, cellular component: cilium. Lineage: Eukaryota; Metazoa; Chordata; Actinopteri; Perciformes; Bathydraconidae. The coding region runs from base 81 to 1070 and encodes 329 amino acids. The transcript has 8 exons.
UUGCUACAACAGUUCGUUGCCAACUGUCACUCUACCACUUAACGUUACCUGAUGUUUUGUCUACUAGUUUCUGACAGAUAAUGGCUUUUGUUUCACCCACCAAGAGGGAUCAAAACGGAAGUUACACUUUCUCCAGCCGGCCCAGACCUGUGGAGGACAGGUCCAAGUACAGAGAGCCUCCGUCCGAACAGACCCAGAGUAAUUAUGGGAACAUUAUGUAUGACCGCCGAGUUGUCAGAGGAAACACUUACGCCCAACAAAUCAUACCAACUACAGCUCUGCCAGACCCUGUAGAAGUUCAGAGACAACAGGAGAUUCGGAGGAGAACCGUUGCCGCAAAGCGAGCCAGGGAGCAGUGCAGAACCAGGACUCCUGAAGCGCUGCAGGGCAGAAAACACAUCGACGUUCAAACAGACCUUUAUCUGGAAGAAUUAAGUGAUGUUAUCGUGGCUUCAGAUAUCGAGUGCCAGACUGAUGCUUUCCUGGACAAACCAGCCACCCCGCUGUUCAUACCUGCCACAUCUGGAAAAGAUGUUGAAACCCAGAUAGAGGAGGGAGAGUUGUUUGACUUCGACAGGGAGGUGCAGGCGCUGCUGGAGCUGCUGGUGGGGAAGACGGUGGAGCAGUCCCUGGAGGAGGUGAUGGAGGAGGAGGAGCUGGCCGGUCUGAGGGCACAGCAGAGGGCCUUCAGAGAGCUGAGGAACAACGAGCUGGAGGAGGUGCUGCGGCUCAAGGAGCAGGAGAGGCGCCGCAGUAAAGAGAAGGAGCGGAGAGUUGCCCAGCAGAAGGAGGUGCUGAGGAAAGAGAGAGAGGUUGCAGAGAAGAUUGCUGCGCGGGCGUUCACCCAGCAGUACCUGGCUGACCUCCUCCCCGCUGUCUUCACCUCGCUGAGAAGCCACGGCUACUUUUAUGACCCCGUGGAGAAAGAUAUUGAAACUAAUUUCUUCCCCUGGCUGAUGGCUGAGGUGAACAACAGUUUGGAGAAGAGAUACACGGCAAGGGCGCUGCUGGACACAAUCAUCGAUGAUGUCGCUCAGAAGAGACAGGAGGCGUUCAAGGACACACAGUGAUAUCUAACUGAGAAAGGUCAAGGGCAUGAGUGCAUUCUCAAAAAUAAAAUGUUUUUUCUUUGA